Dissoconium aciculare CBS 342.82 is the source of this 1458-nucleotide messenger RNA. RefSeq lists its product as uncharacterized. The transcript is spliced from 6 exons. The record is from RefSeq and is a predicted model, not a curated record. Gene Ontology annotation, molecular function: transmembrane transporter activity. The coding region runs from base 1 to 1458 and encodes 485 amino acids. Gene Ontology annotation, biological process: transmembrane transport. Lineage: Eukaryota; Fungi; Ascomycota; Dothideomycetes; Mycosphaerellales; Dissoconiaceae. Gene Ontology annotation, cellular component: membrane.
AUGACCGGCUUCGAUGACGAUCGGCAACUGGAAGCGCUCGGGUACAAGCCUGCGAUGAGACGACGCUUCUCCCCGCUAUCGCUUCUCUCAAUGUGCUUCGCGCUGACCGCCACGUGGAAUGGCUUCGGCGCGGCAAUAGGCGUCAGCUUAGCGCAAGCCUCGUCCGGAGGAACCUUGGUCACUUUAAUCAUGGCUGCCGGCCUCAACUUCAUCGUAUCGCUUGGUAUGGCUGAGUUGGCAUCAGCUUAUCCCAACUCCGGUGCGCAAUACUACUGGUCGUAUCGUGUCGCAAGUCGCGAAUGGGCGCCAUUUGCAUCCUACAUCUCGGCAUGCACCAGCACAGCAGGUUGGUGGUUGGGUCUCGCGAGUGUGUGCAAUUUCAUCACCGCGAUUAUAUUCGCGAUACUACACUUAUUCGGAGGACACGACCCAUACCUCUGGGAGCAAUGGUUAUGUUAUACUGAAGUACUGUGGUCAGCGGUCUUGUUCAACAUUCGAGGAGUCUCUUUCCUCCCAUUGUUCAACCGUUUUAUAUCAAUAUUGGUAUACUCAUCUCCAACAGUGGUAUUCUCGAUUUUGUCUUUGAUCCUGACGGUCGCAACUCUGCUUUUUUGUGCUUCCCCACAAUUUCAGAGUGUUGAAUGGGUCUUCCUCAACACGGACAACUGGGGCCAAUCAUACGAUGGCAGAGCAAGCCGGACUUGCUUGUGGCCACCUCUGUACGAUGGGUACAUGUUGAUGGCGUUAUGUCUACUCAACAAAACGUACGGGUUCAUGGGCACCGACGCCGGAGCUCACCUCGCUGAGGAGGUGCCCUCGCCCAGCAUCAACGCCCCGAAGGUCAUAAUCUAUCCAGUUUUGAUCGGCCUAGCCACGGCUUGGCCCUUCGGCGCCGCAUGCAUGUUUGUGAUUCAAGAUAUCGAGACAGUGGUGCAUCCGCCCAGCGGCUUCGCUCUUAUCGAGAUUUGCAUUCAGGCCACUGGAUCGAAAUUCGUUACUCUCACCCUUCUGUCCAUGUUUGCAAUAUGUCUGUUUGGAUGUGCGGUGGCAAACAUUACAGGCUCUAGCCGCCAGCUUUGGGCAGAUGCACGUGAUGACUGCUAUCCACUAUCGGGCUGGUGGCAACACGUCGAUCCGUAUUGGCAGGUACCAGUGAACUCCAUCUUGCUUUCUGCGAUCGUGACUACGAUCUAUGGUAUCAUGUUCUUGGGCUCGCCAGAUGCCUUCGCGUCCAUGGUGGGCGCCAACAUUGUCUUCAUGAUGGCUUCCUAUGUGAUACCACAGGGAAUCCUCGCCUGGCGCGGGCGAGAUAAGCUUUCCCCUCGCCCGUUCAAUCUGGGGCGCUAUGGCUACCUGAUCAAUGUAACAAGCUGCAUCUGGGUGACCAUACUUGUCGUCCUUGCAUGUCUACCGACGACGCGGCCAGUUAGCUGGAGCAAUUUCAAUUGGGUUGGGUAA